This is a messenger RNA of Saccostrea echinata, 4709 nucleotides long. Its product is annotated as techylectin-5B-like. Lineage: Eukaryota; Metazoa; Mollusca; Bivalvia; Ostreida; Ostreidae. The record is from RefSeq and is a predicted model, not a curated record. The coding region runs from base 804 to 2228 and encodes 474 amino acids. The transcript is spliced from 3 exons.
CCACAUGAACAUUAUUAAUUCCAACUGAGAUAUGAUAUACCUACAGAUGUGUUUCAAGCUGAAAUCUUAGUUAAUCAGAAGUUCCAAUUGACUGCCUGUAUCAGGUAGUAAAAUCAACACCGUUGAAGAAGGUACAUGAAACAUGAACUUGGCCUUUUCAACAAUGAAAAAAGGUAACAAUGAUAUGCUGUAAGAAAAUGACUAGGCAGUUGGUUGUAUUAAAGGGUAGGCUAAAGGGCAGUACUGAAGUAUCGACAGCACUUAGGGAAAUCUAUCUGACGGAAUAAUCUGCAGCUCAAGCAUAAAUUUAUGAAUGAACUGUUACGCCACCGUGGGAGGCACAAUCAGGCAUUUUUUUUAAAACAGGGGGUUGUAUUUUUCAUCAGCGUGACAAAUGAAGAUGCAGCAGCCAUUGAGGCACAAACUUCAACCCACACGUAACCGGGGACUAAUAAGGAAUGGAUGGCAUGCCAACCACGUCUGCUCAGAAAAAUGAAUUCUGUCACUGGACCACAAUUCGGCAGUCUCCUGUAUAUAAAUACAAUGUGAGUGGAAUAUUUAUUGAAAAAUUUAAAAACUCUUCUGCUUGUUUAUUACCAAGAUAGAAAUCAACAUUCUAGAAAAUUUUAUUGCGAAUAUUUUUCAUUUUAGACAUUUAUUUACAAAGAGUCUAUAAAGCCAGGUGUGGAAUCCAGUUGAAACAUAGAUGCUGUUUGAAAUUUUCUCCUGUUGUUCAAAUUUGCAGUGAGUGAUCCCACUGAAGCUUUGAUUCUCUCCUGCUGAUCAGACAGAAUUCUGCUAAAAUGAGGGGAUUUUUAGUGAUAUUGUUGUUCAGUUUGAACAUCUGCCUCAGCUUGAAAAUUGGUAAAAAUUCCAAAAAGAUGCUAAAAACUAAAAGAUGUAAGUAUACAUUUGUGGUCAAAGAAAUGGCGGAGGGUGGACAUUGUCCAAAUCAAGUCCAGGAAUAUCCUCAAGCUGACAAAACCAUGGAGAGUACCACCGUGGCAGCUCACCCACAAAAUCCAUAUAGUAUUAUACAAAGUACAAAAAAUCAUAUACUGUCAGGGUCAAAAUUCAAAGAGUUAGAAAAGCGUCUGAAGGCCGUGGAAAAUAUGCUAGAAGAUCAAACAGUAGAAAAUACAUAUUUGAACCAGACAAUAAUCAAACAAGAAUCCAAACUUAAAAACUGUGACAAAAUGAUGAGUGAUUAUCACAAAAAUAUCACGAACAUGUACCGUUUGAUGAACCACCUGCAACGGGUCAUAAGUACUCAGAGGAAGGGAUACCAGGAGUUAGAGAGGAAAGUGUCCGGCAUUGUCCUAGAUGUCGUGGAGGUUAAUAAUGUAUUGGAGAAAAAAGUGACAACAUUUGACAACACUGGCAGCUUGAAACGUAAACAUAUCCAGGUGGAGACUAUCUCAAAGGUGCUUAAUUGUGGACAAACUAAUCGGGAAACUACCUUCAAAGACUGCCACGAUGUGCUUGCCAGAGGACACACUAUAAGUGGAGUGUACUAUAUUACCACCACCUACUCCUCCUGCUCAAUCCCUGUGUGGUGCGACAUGGACACAGCUCCUGGAGGCUGGUUAGUGAUUCAGAACCGCUUCAAUGGACAGGUAGACUUCAAUAGACUGUGGGAUGAAUACAGAGAUGGUUUUGGCAACAUUGCCUCUGAGUUUUGGUUAGGACUUGAUAACAUAUUCCUCUUGUCUAAUCAGGACUUCUAUGAACUGAGAUUUGAUCUAUGGGACUUUGAAGACAAUAGAGUUUACGCUCUCUAUAAGAAUUUCAAACUUGAUGGAGCCCGAGACAGGUACAAGAUACAUGCAACAGAUUUUGAAGGCAGUGCCAAAAAUGGUAUGAGCGUGCAUCAUGGGAUGCGGUUUUCCACUCCAGAUCAGGAUAAUGACAAUUGGCACACAUACCACUGUGGUAAAGAGUGGCGAGCUGGGUGGUGGUUUAACAAUUGCUGGCAUUCCAUUCUUAAUGGUCCCUAUUACAACCAAUCAACUGUCAGAACACGGGGAAUCUCUUGGAAUGACUGGAAGCCAGAGCAACUUGCCAAGACCCAAAUGAAAAUACGGCCCAGUAGGUUAUACAAGAGUGUGGAAUCAACCAAACAGGACCAGAAAGCAUCCAAAUCAAAGCCAAAAGAUGAGGCCAAAGCUCCAGUACAGAGAAAAGACUCACUAGAAAAGGUCAUUAGUAAAGUAAAACAAAAGUCAUAGGAAUUAAUAGACCUAGGUUUAUAUUAAUAAUCUGUAUGUACAAACCUACAGCAAACUUUAAUCUGUCUUUCAGCAGACAGUUUAAUUUUGUUAUCUUCCAGAAGCAAAUCAAUGGAAUAUUUCAGCUACCCUCUAACAAAAUGUAAAUUAUUAUGUAAGCUAAAGACAUACAGGCUGUGUUUACAUAAAAAUAUGAAGUUUAUCUCAUACAUUCAAAGAUUUAUCACACAUAUUGUCAGUGGAGCAGACAAGCUUAGCAUGCUUUAGCUGCCACUGCAAGAACAGAACAGACACAGAUGAAGAAUGUUUAUAGAUUUUAUUGCCUUACAAUCAAAGUUUCAGUGUCGAAAUAAAAAAAAAAAUUGGUGAUUAUAGAUAUUAAUGAUGCAAUACAAAUUCCUUUGUUUAUUAACACCCAAAAAAUCCCUGCAAGUCUAAAGGGAACCAAGUUUGCUCAGCAAAUUUCAUUUUAACCGACUGCCAUCCCUUGAUAAAUGCUUGCCUUUUUGCGUUAUGGUGUUCUAUUAAAUGUGAUUAAAAUAUUUACCAUACAAUAGAACUGCUGGAAGUACCAGAGACUAAGAACAAAACUUUUUUAAUUCCAAAAGAAGAUCAAGUAAUUCAUUUAUUUUCUCCUGAUCAAACCUCUGAAUAAAUAUACAUAAAUAUAUUUAAAACAAAGUUUUUCUUAGAGUCUAAGAAUCUUAACUAGGUAGGUACUAUUUUUAAGUAUGUACUAAUUCUAGCCACUUUAAUGAUACUGUUUCUUCUGUGUUAAAACCUGAAAUCUUUUGAAUCAAAAAGCAUCCCUCAUAUCACAUUUGAUUCUUACUAUUGGAUUAUAAUACAAUAUACUUUCAACGAAUGAAAAAAAGAGAGAUAUUAUUCUUGAGUUGUCAUUGCUGUUCUAGAACAUUUCUGUAGCAACUCCUGGGCGCCUAUCAGACUACAGAAUAAUAUAUAUGUAGAAAUAAUGUCUACAAGGUCAUACCUACAUGGCACAUGGAGCAAGUAGACGACAUUUCUUACAGUUAAUUUGAUUAUCAAUGGAUAAUCUUGCCAACACAUUGUCAGUUACAGUCUCUCCCUACAUAUUAGAAUCAUCAUAAAAUGUCCUCAAUAUCUAGAGUACAUUAAGGUCAUCUAUAACCUACCUUACAAUGUAAUUUAUCAAGAUAUUCUUAAUAUAAAAUCAUAGUACCAUCUUAUGCUCUUAGACAAAACAUCAGCAUACUAAAUUGGUACCAAAUGAUGAAAAUCCCUGUUGUACUUAAGGUACUCCGAUCCUCAGCCAGGAAGGGUAACUCUUUAAUUUAUAAUUUAAUUCAAAAAGUCUCAAAAUGAAGCUUGUAAAUUAAAUCCUUUCAUGCAACAAGUUUCAUUUUAUACCUCUCAAUGUGCUUCAAGGUUCUUUGAAGUUCUCAGAAAGGUCCUAUAAAAAGUUGAAAUUUGUACCCCAUAAAAGUAUUUUAAAAUUACAUAUUUAAAGAAAUUAAGGUUCAUUUUAAUCUAACCAUAGAUACCAAUGUUUAUUAACAUGAUAUGAAAUUAGAAGUGAUUUAUGGUGUUUUGCAAUGCUAGGAAAAUCUUUAUACACUAUGCAUUGUAAAAUGAUCGAAGCAAAUAGAAGAAAUUGUACAAAAAUUGUGCAAUUCCUUCAAAAGCCUGGAUACCUAUGAUUUUUAUUUCUAAAAUGCGUUUGUUGAUCAUAUUUGAAUUGGAAAAUGUAUAGUAGGUGUUGUUAUUCGCAUUUCCUGAAAAUUUAUUUGAGGUUUACUAAUUUUACCUAUAUUAUAUGAUUAACUUUGAAGAUGAAGUUUGAAGAAUUAUUGUGGGUAAAAACACAUUAUUUUGAGAAUUCAGAGACAUUUUUGUGAGCAUUUUCAAUUACUCAAUGCCUGAUUUUCAGAACCUGAGGUUUGGAGUACCUUAAAGAAAAAUUUCCCAAAAUAUUGUUUUAGUUCAUAUUUCUUCAAAAUUUGCCACAGAAGAGGAAUACAGCAUCAUUAGGCAUAAGUCACUCAAAGGUCCUUCAAUUAUUGGGACUCUUCAAUUUUACAGGGAAUUAGAAAUAGAGUUCAAAACUAUGUUGUGUGUCAGGGAAACUUUAACAUCUUCAUGGAUUCAAAUUGUAGCCCCCCCCCCCCCCCCCCCUCUUUAACAAGACAUUUAAAUGCUCUUGAUACACUGGUAUUCAUCAAGAAAGGGUCUGUUUUGGUAAAUUUUUAAAUCUCAUUAAUCUUUUCUUGUCAGGAGCUCAGUAACAUGCAUAUAUAUUUCUGUAGCUUUGAUUUUUGCAUAUGUGAAAGCCAGAACUCACAUUAUUGUAUAUGUUCAGUUGUUCACCUUAAAUUUAUAUUACAUUUUCCAUCAAAUCUGCAGCAUUUUUGUACUUUACUAUGUAUUUUUAACUAUUUUGUAUUAUUUAUAUGUGUUGUGAAAUCUCUGCUCUUUCAUAUAAUAAAUAUUUAAUGACACACG